AUGGCAUACUCUAGCGCAGUGUUGGUGUUGAUGUUCGCUAUGGUGGUCGGAGCUGUAUUCGCUCAGGCUCCGGGUGCAUCACCGGCGAAGUCUCCAGUAGCAUCGCCUCCGAAGGCGGUGGCGACUCCUUCUCCAACUCCGUCUCCCUCCAUGAAGCCACCGACCUCCGCUCCUACUUCCGCCCCUACCACCGCACCACCGACCUCUGCUCCAGUUGCUCCUCGCAUCGCUCCCGCCUCCGCUCCUUCCGGCAGCGCUGUUCCUCCAUCCACGAUCUCAGCUCCCGGCCAGUCUCCUUCGUCUACUCCUUCUAGCACCGCCGCUUUGAACAGAGUCACUCUCAUCGGAUCCGCUGCGGGUGUUUACACUCCACAAAGUCAGUCUCGACCUCCUUUUGCCAUUGGUAAUAUUUCUAGUCAGGAUGGUUCUUUUUCUACUUAUCAAGGUCAAUCUCAACCUUCUUCCGACAUGGGUAAUCAUUCGAUACAGGGUGUUUACACUCCACAAGGUCAAUCUCGACCCCCUUCUGGCAUGGGUCGUAGUAAUUACGUUCAGAUAAUAUUUCAUAUUGGUCAUGGUCGCGAAUCCCAAUCUUAA
This is a messenger RNA of Camellia sinensis, 597 nucleotides long. The record is from RefSeq and is a predicted model, not a curated record. NCBI's taxonomy places the organism in Eukaryota, Viridiplantae, Streptophyta, Magnoliopsida, Ericales, Theaceae.